UGUUGUCUAAUUGUUUCAAGUGAAUCUUUUUUCCAACCCUUGUUUCGUUCAACAGUACUUGUAUCGAUAUUUUCAAAUUUGUGCUGUAUUGUAAUUCAUUUCUUGUUUCUUCUGAUUAAAGACGCUUUAAAGUUGAGAAAAGAUCACAGAAUUGUUGGUUAUCUCAUCGGACCAUUCCCAGAUAAACUAUACCAAGUAAAUGAAAGUGGAUUGCCUUUACAGUUGAUGAAAGAAGAAGUUCGUUUACUUUUAAACUUCCAGAUUAUUAAUUUGAUUAGACUUGAUGUUGAUAUAAACCAGAAUGUGGUUGAGGAUUACAAUCGACACUUGAACACGUCUCGUUCAGAUUAUACAAAGUUAGCAACAGAAAGAAGACUGGCGCAAAUUGCUAGUCAUGUUGAUUCAUCCAAAGGACUCAAAAGAAGGAGACAAGAUUCUUCAAAGUUGGAUAGUUUCGAAGGACUAGAAGGAGAAUUGAACCAAUUAGCGGAAAGCGAAAGAAUAAAAGAGCAAAAAGUUUCUAUUGAAACUAUGAAUAAUGAUUUAUUGCCUGUACAAUUAUUUACAGAAUGUCCAUGGCCCCGCAAGGAAGUAGUUAUUAAUGAUGAGUGGUCAUUUCCUGAAUCAGAACGAGACAUCUUGUUGUACAGUAUUUAUCAAGAUCUUUGGAAAAGAGGUCAUUACAUCACAUGUGGUUUAAAAUUUGGAUGUGAUUACACUGUUUAUGAGUUCGACCCUUUGGUCGCCCAUGCAAAAUACAUGGUAAAAUGUCAAUCACAAAUGAGUGAUUUAACAGGCUUACAAAUUUUGAUUCUCUCUCGAAUAAGUACACAAGUAAAAAAAGAGCUUCUUAUUGCAAGCUUGGAUAACAACCAAGAAGCCAUUGGCAGGGAAUCAAUGAGUAUCCGUGGAGAGAAAAAUGAGCAUAAUUACAAACCAAUUUACUUGUCGAUAAACUGGCGCAAAAAUUAAUCAGAGUCUUUUCAAGUGACGUUUGCUUGCUUUACUACCAGCAGUUGGUUCACACUUUCUGCUUUUUGUUUUGCCUUUACUAGUUGUCGCUUCAAAUAUACCAGAAUCCUGAUCAUCAUCUUUAUCAUCACAAGUGCGUUUACUUUUUGCAUUCUUUGGUAUUGAAGAUUGAGUACCAUUCUCAGGUGGUUCUAUCCGACGCCUUUUAGUUCUUUCUGGAGGAAUCGGUUCGAUAUUUGCACUUGUUUUUGGUAUAAGCUCACUUUCAACUGUGGAAGGUUCACAUCUAUUCGGCAUUCCUUGAGUAUUUUUGACUUCACUUAAAACUCCUCUUGACUCACUUUUAUCAUCAUGUGUAGUCUUUUUGAUUGGCCAAUUUUCCUAAGAUAAAAAUAAAAACAAAGAGGAUCAUCUAAAACAAUUUUUUUACAAGUUUGACUAACGCAACUUAGUACACAAAGAUCCUCUGGUUCAAGAAAGUCCAAAAUUUGUGCAAUAACAUGAGGAAAUGAUUGACUCAAUCCUGAGAGAAGAUCAAUCUGGUCAGGAACAGGAUGAUAUGGCGGACGAGGUGUAGA
Molecule: messenger RNA, 1550 nt
Organism: Tetranychus urticae (two-spotted spider mite)
Lineage: Eukaryota; Metazoa; Arthropoda; Arachnida; Trombidiformes; Tetranychidae
Source: RefSeq, a predicted model, not a curated record